Messenger RNA from Monopterus albus (swamp eel), 3403 nucleotides. RefSeq names its product interleukin enhancer-binding factor 3-like. NCBI's taxonomy places the organism in Eukaryota, Metazoa, Chordata, Actinopteri, Synbranchiformes, Synbranchidae. Gene Ontology annotation, cellular component: precatalytic spliceosome. The transcript is spliced from 20 exons. Gene Ontology annotation, molecular function: single-stranded RNA binding; double-stranded RNA binding. Bases 180 to 2798 code for a protein of 872 amino acids. The record is from RefSeq and is a predicted model, not a curated record.
UUUAAGACUCUACGGGCAGCGUGAUGCUUAAACCAACCCCAACCAGUUUCCCCUACCCGUUCCAGGGUUUGGGAACAAAAUUUUACUUUUAAAGGACCUCUGCUGACGUCAUCUUUCGGCGACUUGUCGUUUGGAUUGCAACACAAAGGUGGUUGCUUCGGUCCUGAAGUGGCGAUAGUAUGGCGACCGCGGAAGCUCCGGUGUGGGAUGAGCACCAAGCUUAUGAGGAGCUGCUGUACUGGGACAGCCUGAUCCAACAGGGCCACCACCUCCACCCGCUUGAUUUCGAUAGAUACGAGGAGCUGCGUUACUGGUAUGACUGCCUGUGCUAUGAAGAAGAGCUGAGACAGUACCAUGACUACAUUGCUGCUAUUGAGGAGAUUGAGGACAAACUGCAUCACGAGGAAGCUGCAUCUUCCGAGGUGCACCUGAGGCCAUAUGAUCGUCAUGUUAUGGCCAAACACGUUGAAGUGUAUCCUUCAGCAGAGGAGCUGGAGGCGGUGCAGAAAAUCGUCUCCCAUGUGGAGUGUGCUUUGAAGACUGUGUCUGACCAGUUGUGUACUCCAAAAGAUUGCAAAGAAAAUACAGAGGCAGAGAGUGAUGAUUCAAAAGAGCGUGUCUUGCGUGGAGUCGUGAGGGUGGGCCUAGUGGCCAAAGGACUCCUGCUAAAGGGAGACAAGGAACUGGAGCUGGUGCUGCUUUGUUCCAGCAAGCCUACAGUCACCCUGCUGAGACAAGUGGCUGAAAAGCUAACUGUACAGUUAGAGGCUAUUGCAGUGGGGACAUACACAGUAAGCCAGUGUCCACAGGAUGCAGCCAUUGCUGUCACAAGCACCAAGGAGUCACUGCUAACACUUACUAUCCACCUGACAUCCCCCCUUGUCAGGACAGAGCAAGAGAGUGAAAACACAGAAACAGAAGAAACGCGAACAGUCAACGAUCCGCCGGACGUUCUGGACAGGCAGAAAUGCCUAACUGCCUUGGCGUCUCUCCGCCACGCCAAGUGGUUCCAGGCCAAAGUCAGUGACCUGAGUUCUGCCGUUGUGGUGCUCCGUAUCAUGAGGGACUUGUGUAACCGUGUUCCUACAUGGAUGCCGCUCUCAGGAUGGCCUCUUGAACUGCUGGUAGAGAAGGCUAUCGGUACAGCAGAGAGACCAAUGGGAGCAGGCGAGUCCCUCCGCAGGGUUUUAGAGUGUGUCGCCUCUGGAAUCCUCUUAGAAGACGGCCCUGGAAUUAAAGAUCCAUGUGAGAAGGAACCUGUUGAUGCCACUGCAUGUCUGACUCUGCAGCAGCGUGAAGACAUCACACACAGUUCUCAGUUUGCCUUGAGGCUGUGUGCAUUUGGACAGAUGCACAAAGUAUUGGGGAUGGACUACAAACCUGUAAAGCCCCGGAAAUCACUGGGAGCCAGCGGCAGAGAAGGCACAGCCCAGAUACCAUCUGCUGGACAUCCCAGCCUGCCGGCUAAGAGACCUUAUGCAGCUGUGGAGAAAGAAGAAGAAGAUGCUCAUCUCAACAGCAAGCAGAGGAAGUUUCUGAAGUUCCAGAAGCGAUUUAAGAGGAAAUCAUUCAAUGAUGAUUUUAGCAUGAAUGCUGUGAUGCGUUUGAACCAGUACAGACCUGGCCUGGACUACCGGCUUACAUCUCAGACUGGUCCAGUCCACGAACCGGUCUUCACAAUGGCAGUGGACUUAAAUGGGAAGACCUACGAGGCCACAGGGCCCUCCAAACGAGCUGCCAAGCUUAAUGUAGCCACCAAGGUCCUGCAAGAUCUUGGCCUUCCAAUAGGCUCAGAAUCUAAAUCUGUGUCCAGUAGUGAAGCUGAGGGAACUCAGGAACCACCCACCACUUCUACACUGUCAGAAGAUGGUCCCAUAUUGACCAAAAAUGGCAAGAACCCUGUGAUGGAGCUGAAUGAGAAGCGUCGCAGCCUGAAGUAUGAACUGUCUGCAGAGACGGGGGGCUCCCAUGAAAAGUGUUUCGUCAUGGAAGUGGAGGUUGAUGGGCAGAAGUUCAAAGGGAGAGGCUCUAAUAAAAAGGAGGCGAAAGCCUAUGCUGCCCUCGCAGCCCUGGAAAAGCUGUUCCCUGAUGACAAUGAGGGGUCAAACACAAACAAAUAUUUUUCAAAGAAGAAGGUCACCUAUACUGACAUGCACAUCCCGGGGUUUGGCACUAUCCGUGGCAUUCCUUCCGACUCUGGGUCUCGUGGCUGGGUUCCCACCAGAGGUAGAGGCAGAGGCCGUGGCAAACCGUUUCCUUCAGGACCCAGCUAUAACAAGACAAGCUACAGUUAUGAGAGCAGCACUGGCAGAGGCUAUCAUAAACUGUAUGGUAAUCACACAGCAAGCACCACAGGUAAAGGCACGGGCGCCAGCGCAUCAGCCACUAACAUUGGCUAUGGCACCUUUUACCCAGAGAGCAGCAGCAGCACCACCACCACCACAACCACCACCUACUCAUCCCCACCCAUCUCCAGCUCCAACUCUAACUCCAGCACCACAAAGGGCGAGAGCUACCAGUCGAUGCCUCCCCCCACUGAUCAGGAGAGCCCCUACAGCUACGGAUAUGGAGAUGAGAAGAAGAAGAUGCUGACCCAAGGUCAGACUGAGGGCCCGGGAGGAAAUUACUCCAUGUACAGCACAGCUUACCCCAGCUCAGUGACAGGGGGCCAGGUGUAUAAUAGUUACGGUUGGGGAGACCCGGCAUCCUGGGGGAAUCAGCAGGGCUAUGGCAUGUACCAGGACUAUGGAGGACAAAACCAAGGCUCAUACUCUGGAUAUAGCAACAUGAAUUACUAAGCAUGACGUAUUGUGCAGCCUUUCUAACCUCACUUUGCCAUCCUUUGACUUUUGAUUUAUUCUUCACCCUCAGUGAUGAUCCUGGGACUGGAAAAAAAGAGACUUUGUGUUGGAAUUUAGCUGUUUUUGUUUUGUUGCCCUUCACCCCAGUUGUCGGGUAAAAACUGUUUUAGGUGACAUGCAACUUUCUGAUUUGACUUUGUUCCCUUUUAACUUCAAGUCACCAUCUACAUGUUAAUGUAUACAGUAACAGGUUUAUCAUUAUGUGUUUUGUUUUUGUUUUGUUUUUUUAAAUCGCGUGUACUGGUUCUGUAUCACUGUGGUUUUUAGUUGGAACCUGUAGUUUUGAACUAGACAUUUGUUCAUUUGUGUCAUGCUGAAUGCAGUUAAAUUUGCUUGUAAAAUAAAUGAGUGUUAUUUUGAAGCUACUGACCAUCAGUUUGCCAAUUCACAAACAAGUACAGUCUAGUUGUAUGUAGUGAGAUUUUAGAGCUUUGCUUUUCAUUUGCUACGUUGGAUGAAGCUCCACAGUUCAGAUUGGAACAGCCAUUUGUUGGAUUGUGUAAAAUCUAUAAAGCUGUGAAAAAUGGGUCAACCUGAGCUUC